AUUCCCUUAGGUCCCUGAAACCUUACAUAGUCCCGUUGACAUAUUUUCCUUUGAAAGUCGACCCUCUCUUUGUCUCUCUACUAUCUAUCUCUUGGACACUUUCUUUGGAUCAUCAUUUUAAUCAUUGUGGACUAAAUUAUUAAGAGAGGAAAUGGGUAUAUUUCCUGAAUUUGGCUGGAUCAGUCAGAACACUCAACAGCCUCUUAAGGCUGAUGAGUCCAAGAGGUCUGAGAAUGUGAAGUCUAAGUCAGGGUCUUCAUAUAUAGAUACUAACGAGGAGAGAGAUGAGAUGAAGGAGCAGUUAAAACUUUGGAGAGAAUCAGAGAAGAAGAAACAAUGGUACGAUCCCCCUCCUAAGGUGAAGGUGGAAAGAAGAAAUGAUCUAGAAUGGGGUAUGUCCACUAUAGACAUGGAAUUUACAUUAGGGUUGCCUCCUGAAGCAGCCUACGACGUUUUAACUAAUCCAGACAACCAAUCAUACUCCAGAAUAAUCAAAGGACGCCAACUUCUGGAAAACAUAUCAAGAGAAGCUGUGUCACCCGAUACCGGAAGGGGACAGAUCGUGAACGCGAAGAAAGCUGUGGGAUGGAACUUUCUUUAUUGGUCUGGAGCUAUCCCAAUAACUACAAGUUUCCUUGAACACCGACAAUUCCUUACUGUACACUAUACGGUAAAGAAUAAGAUGUUCAUAGAUAUGUUUGAGGUCAGUAUAAAUUGGAGCCUUUAUACGUUGAUUCAGAACGCUUGUGCAAACACAAAAAGCCGGAGAGCAGAGAAGAAUACGAAGAAUGUAGUCGCAGACAAGGCAGGAUUGCGACGAGAGUGAAACUGGACCAGAUGUUUAAGCCUUCUUUUCUUUUUAAUCUGCCACCGAUUUCUUGGUAUGUUCGUCGGAUCACCAUCAAGAUC
Camelina sativa (false flax) is the source of this 909-nucleotide messenger RNA. RefSeq lists its product as uncharacterized. Lineage: Eukaryota; Viridiplantae; Streptophyta; Magnoliopsida; Brassicales; Brassicaceae. The record is from RefSeq and is a predicted model, not a curated record.